Messenger RNA from Medioppia subpectinata, 1746 nucleotides. The record is from the annotation of a GenBank genome assembly. Lineage: Eukaryota; Metazoa; Arthropoda; Arachnida; Sarcoptiformes; Oppiidae.
AUGAAAGGUGAUUAUUCUGAUAACACAUCUGUUUUUGAAAAUAAUGUGCCCCUCAAUGGAAAUCCCAAAAUUUAUAAUAUUGGCGCUGUUCUCAGUUCGGGGGACAAUAUAUACGAAUUCACUCAAAAUAUCGAAGAAAUAAAUCGCAAACCGGGAAUUUUACCAACAAAUGUAUCUCUAUAUCCACUGACGGUUCCCGUGAAUUCAAACCCUAUAAGAACCGCACAAAGCGUCUAUGCGGUGAUUGCAUCUCAUCCAUCAAAUGGAGACCAGUCUUUAUCGUCGGUUUCAUUUACUUGCGGUUUUUACAACAUUCCCGUCAUUGGAAUCACAAACCGAGAGAGUACACUAUCGAACAAAAACUUGCAUGCUGCUUUCAUCAGAACUGUGGCUCCGUUUUCACAUCAGGCGGACGUUUGGAUAGAGAUUCUCGUAAGACUCAAAUAUUUAAGUGUAAUAUUCAUCCACAGUUCAGAUAGUGAUGGUAGAAGUACUUUGGGUCGAUUCCAGAAUUUAGCCGACAUUGCAAACAUAAAAGUGGAAUCAAUAAUUAGAUACGAGCCGUCGGUUCCAUCGAUAGAAAAUGAGUUAAAUGAAGUGAAAAGAGAGUCCUUUUGUCGAGUAUUCCUAUUGUACGCCAAUAGAGAAGACGCCCGAAGUAUUUUCCAACAAAUCUAUUCGCAACAAAUGACUGAACCCGAGUACGUAUGGCUAGUCUCGGAACAGUCUCUUGAGGCCACUAAUAGGCCGAACGGAGUAUUGGCUCUACGAUUAAAUUCGGUAAAUGAGAGCUCAAUGAUCGGCGACACCGUCCAAGUGCUGGCAAAUGCAUUGAAGCAAAUGUAUGACAACGAGAACAUAACAGUCCCGCCGACUGAUUGCGGAAAGAUCUCAAUCAACAAAUGGGAAACUGGCAUCAAAUUUGUCAAAUAUUUAAAAAACCAAACAUUUAGCGGAGAAACCGGAAGAAUAGCUUUCGACGAGUUCGGUGACAGACUUCUCAGUGAUUAUGAAAUCAUUAAUAUUAAUAACGGAAAAGAGAAAGUGAUUGGAAAGUAUUCCUUCUCCAAUGCAAUCAUGAAAAUGGAUUUGAAUUUAAAUGUAGAGCAAAUUGUAUGGCCGGGAAAUCUGACUGAACCACCGCUCGGAUAUGUAAUACCAAAACAUUUAAGGGUAUUUACUUUGGCUGAAAAGCCAUUCGUUUGGGUAAAACCAAUGAUUGAAGGAAAAUGUAAAAUUGGUCAAAAAUAUUGUCCAAUAUAUAAUUCAACUGCAAAAGUAUAUUUUGAUGAGUGUUGUGAAGGCUAUUGUAUUGAUUUAAUGGAAGUAUUGUCAGCAAAAUUGAACUUUACAUAUGACUUGGAACAAGUAGAAGAUGGACAGUACGGAACCUAUGAUUUUAUGAACGGCACAAAAGUGUGGUCAGGACUCGUCGGAGAAUUGGUUUAUAAAAGAGGAGAUAUGGUGGCCGCACCUCUCACUGCUAACCCUGAGAGAGGACAAGUGAUUGAUUUUUCCAAACCUUUUAAAUACGAGGGAAUUACUAUUCUUCAGAAAAGACAGCCCCGAAAGGCAGCGUUAGCCUCAUUCUUACAACCCUUUGAAAACACUCUUUGGCUUUUGGUGCUGGUAUCCGUACAUGUGGUCGCAUUGGCUCUCUAUCUUCUCGACAGAUUCAGUCCAUUCGGUGGCUUCAAAAUGGCAGAUGUCGUGCCAUCAGAUGAGGGCGCUCUCAACCUUUCGAGU